Molecule: messenger RNA, 5411 nt
Organism: Neodiprion virginianus
Lineage: Eukaryota; Metazoa; Arthropoda; Insecta; Hymenoptera; Diprionidae
Product: high affinity choline transporter 1-like
Exons: 13
Coding region: 275-2899 (874 amino acids)
Biological process (GO): transmembrane transport; acetylcholine biosynthetic process; choline transport
Cellular component (GO): plasma membrane
Molecular function (GO): choline:sodium symporter activity
Source: RefSeq, a predicted model, not a curated record
GCGAACGGAUCAAUACGGCGGUUCCCCAGCACGUGGAUCCAGCCCCUCGACGGUCCAGCGCGGAUGCUGGGCCAGAUAUUCAGUCGUACGAUUCUCGUUUCACGGCGACGUUUUCGCAGGGUUCAUCCUCAACUCGUGUACCAGAUCACGUUUCGCUUCGGGUUCACGUUGAACUUUGAGACGAUAUUCCCACACACAGGAUGAUGAUACCAAUCUGAAUCAAGCUGGAUGCAAGUUGAAACGGGCAAAAGCUGACUCCGCGGAAGACUGGAAGAUGGGAAUCUACGUGGCAGGGGUCGCUGGGGUGGCCGUAUUCUACGCCGCUGUUCUCGGCGUUGGUGUCUGGGCAGCGACGGUGAAGAAGAACAAGAUGCAGAGAGGGCAGGACGACAUGCUGCUGGCGAACAGAGGCCUCGGUCUCUUCCUCGGAGUGCUGACUCUCAUCGCAACGUGGGUCGGUGGUGGUUUCAUCAAUGGAACUGCGGAGGCGAUGUUCACCAGAGGAUUGGCUUGGUGUCAAGUACCAAUUGGUUACAGUCUGAGCCUACUAUUCGGCGCCCUGCUAUUUGUGAAGCCGAUGAGGAACGCCGAGUACGUAACAAUGCUCGACCCGUUUCAACAACGAUACGGUGCUCGAGUGGGAGGACUUCUCUUCCUGCCGGCUCUUUGCGGCGAUCUUUUUUGGUGCGGAGCGGUACUCAGUGCCCUGGGCAGCUCCCUUUCCGUCGUUGCUGGAAUCGACUCCAACGUCAGCAUCUGUGCCUCUGCUCUGCUGGCCGCAGUGUACACGGUUUGCGGUGGUCUGUAUUCCGUCGCUUGCACGGACGCCUUGCAGCUCGCUUGCAUAACUCUUGGUCUGGCGGUUGCCGCCCCGUUUGCCGUAAUGCACUCGGCAGUCUCAUUGGAGAAGAAUCUACCGACGAAAGACUGGCUUGGCGAAAUUAGAGAAGAAGAUAUGGGCGAAUGGAUCGACGGCAUGUUGCUCCUCGUCUUCGGUGGAAUUCCAUGGCAGGGUUACUUUCAACGCAUCCUGAGCAUCAAGAGCACAACGGUAGCGAGAACCUUGUCGAUCGUCUCGAUGAUCGGGUGCCUCACGCUUGCGGUACCAUCUGGGCUCUUGGGUCUGGUGGCCAAAGCGACGGAUUGGACAUUGGUGGAAGGUUUCAAUCGUACCAUAACGCAGGAGGAUGGAAACGUGGUUUUACCGUUGGUCCUGCGUUACUUGACACCUCAGUGGGUCUCCUUCAUAGGCCUGGGCGCUGUUUCGGCCGCCGUCAUGUCUUCCGCCGACUCGAGUAUCUUGGCUAGCAGCUCAAUGUUCGCAAGAAACAUAUAUCGAUUAACGAUCAGGCCCAAGGCGACAGAAAAAGAGCUUGCUUGGGUUCUCCGUAUCGCUGUUUUGGUCGUAUCAGGUUUAUCAGCUGCCGUCGCUAUGACGGUCGGCAGCGUUUAUUACCUUUCCUAUCUCUGCUCGGAUCUCGUUUACGUCGUUUUGUUCCCGCAACUCCUCGCCGUCGUACAUUGGCCCAACUGUGUCGACACGUACGGAUGUCUCUUUGGAUACCUCGUGGCUGUCGUACUACGAGUUUCCGGGGGAGAGAAGGGAUUGGGUAUACCACCGCUCAUCGAGUAUCCAUUUUACGACUCCGCAACACAGACUCAAAAGUUUCCGUUCCGGACAGCAGCGAUGAUUUGCGCAAUGAUAUCGCAGAUUUUCGUCAGUUUUUUCACCAAGAAUUUACUCGGCAGAGGGUACUUUCCAAGGUGCUGUGACGUCUUGGGUGUUUAUUCACCGGGAAAACCAUCCAAACAGAGCGGCGUUGUUCAGAGCAGUUCUGGUGCCGCGCUAAUUGACGCCGUCAUUACCGAACCACCGAAUGGGUCAGAGCAUGCAGAAAAUCGUCAUGAGAUGCAGAAAUACGACGCAAAUCGAUCGGUCCGUGAUGAAGACGCGCAGCACUACGAGACCGUGAAUGACAUGUACGAGAAGCCGGAGGAACCGAAAUCAGAUUUUGUUAUUCAAAACGCGAACAAAAAUUUGCAAAAUUUGCAAAGCAUCAUGCAGUCUCCGGAGGCCAAUCAAACUUCCGUCACUUCUUCUAGUCAGAAUAAUUUCUUUGGUGAUCAAAUACUGACGGUUAGAAAUUUAACCGCAAAUUCGGCGAGUGUUAGUCGAGCUCCAGUCACGCAUGGCAGUAACUCGGUAAAGGAUCAGAACAAGAACACCAAGAGUAAACCCGUGGCAUCCAGCACGUCGGUGAACAACGUGGUUUACGCGAAACCUUCGAACAUCGACAGAGGCAAAAAGAAUGACAAAAUUGCCGACAAGUCAAUGAUGGAACUCAACCUUAACAACGACUCCAGUGUGGGGAAGAAAAACAUCAAAGGUGUAAAGCUGAUUGGUAUGGAGGGAGGUACUUUGAGGAGACCGUCGUUGCAGGGAACAUUCUCUCCCACUCCUUCCGUGGAAUUGGUUCAUAUAUUGGACAGAAGACAGAGCAACACUUCUUACGGUCCGAGCUCACUGUCUCCAGUCCCAGGGGUUGAGGCUUGCAGGACUCACGGGACAGCGGUUGAUGGUCAGGUCGGGAACGAGCAUUGUAGAAUCAAGAGAGGCAUCGUCAGGCACCACAGCUUUAACGAGACCGGGGACAGAGCCUUGACCACGCUUGCAAGACAGCCGAAUUAUCCCUCGAUGCCGUUGAGACCGGAGGACUGUCGCCUGACGCUGAUCAAGAGGGAUAACAAAGCUGGUGCAAUCGUUCGCCAUUCGUCUGUAGUCGAUGAAAAAGAUUCGGGCGAGGGUCUGGUUGUCAGUCCAACUUACAAGAUGUACGCUUCGACGGGAAAGACUGGAAAUUAUUUCGUUACCGACGAUGAAGCUGUAAGCAGGUUCUAGACGGGAGUGGCAUCAGGAUCGCGUUUCAAAGCUCCUUUAAUCUAAUCAACUGAUGAGAAAAGGAUGCAGUAAGUUAUAUGACCCCAUAUUGUGCUGGAAAAUAUCUCAUAUUUCAUGUACUUUAGACAAUUUCACAGUAGGUCCGACCAUGAUAUAUUUUCUUAUCAUCUCACAACUAUCUAUUAAGCUCAAACCUGGAACAUUAUUUUUGAAGAUUAUUUCGAGGAAAAAUGUGCAGUUCUUUUAGUAAAUUAGCAUUUGUGCUAUUUUUAAAAAGAAAGAGCUGUCUGAUGCAACUUUUGCCGCGGCAUGGAAAGUUGGCUCCGUUAUUCGUAUAAUACAGCAAUAGUAAUAAUAAUAAAAAUAGGAAACGUAAAUUAGCGAAGCGUUGUUUUACGUGCGAUAUUGUUAAUUUUUUCAAAGCACGAGCGUAUAAAAAAAUGUUCGAACCGUUUCUUUUUGACGAAUGAUGAUCUUCCGCAGCAUUUCCGUGUAAAUAUAUGUAGUCGUAGAUACGAGAAGUUUUUGUUGGGUUAAAUAUUUAAUGUACCGCAAUACGUGGCAAUUGGUAAUGAAUAUUAUUCGCGAACUAUCGAUUUACCAUUUAUUUUGAUGUAAUAUUAAAUGUUGGCAAGGAAUGAAUAAUCGAUGAUAUAACCUUAAAGGUACUCGUAUUUAUGGGAACGAAUAAAUACACACAAAAAUAUUACAUAGCGAAACGUCCAAACGUGCAAAUUCAUGAUAAUCCAAUGAAAUGAUAUUUUUGCACCAGUAGCUAACUAGUUAUAAAUAAUAUCUAGGAAUACAAUUCGUAUAUAUUUAAUCCUUACAACAACAGCAACAAUAAUAACGAAGUAAAUAGUAUUAUGAAUAACGCAAUUCUUAAAAAGUAUAGUGGCCUGACGACCGUAUAAAACUUAAGCAACGUAUGAAUAUGACAACAAAAAACACGGUACGAUGAAAGUAACGGUGAAUAUUUGUUAUAUUAAAUAAUAAGAAUCAAGAAAAGGUGGGAAAAAAUUUACAAACACGUUCAUAUUAUCAGUAUACUAUAAGAAAUUUUUACAAAGACUGAUUAUGAAAUGAGAAAUUACAUUUUGAUGUCCCCAAUUUUACGCUGGAUGAAACCGAGCAGUUGGAUACUUGGAGAGUUUUAUUCGUCAACUGAGUAAAAAUCUGUUGACUUACGGCAAUUGCGACCAAGAAACAGGCUGCUAUAGUGUUUACUAAACGUUUAUCGUAAAUUUACUUUGAAUACCUAUAAUACACACCAAUUAAGAAGGAACUUCUACCAACACUCGUGUAUCUGAUAAGGAUAUUUUACGCAAUUAAUAAUUUUGUAAAGUUAUAAGUAACAUCUAGUACCUAUAUCAGUAUUAUUACUAACUAACUAAUGGUAAACUAAGAAAAAGAGAACCAUUGCAAAACUUUUCAAUAGUCAAUUUUACGAACUGUACGUAUCUGUAAUAUAGAAAUGGAAACAUUCAACGACUUAGUCAACUCCGUGUGAAAAUUGACUGUUAGUAGUUACUAAUUACUUUGAGAGAGAAUUGUAGAAGCAGAUUAUCAUUACGUGAAAACGAAUUUUUCUAACGAUUAUCAGUCAUCUGUAUGUGCCAGGGAAAUUUUUCGUUUCUGAAUAUUAGUUGCAUUAUAAUUUGUAGGAUUAGAUCAUAUGUACUUGAGUGAUGGUAAUUGAUAUGCAAUGACGAUUGUAUGUAGGCCUAGAUUAAUAUUAUAAUAAUGAUGUGAACAUUGUCUGAUAUUAAAAUUAUCUUUUCAAUUUCGAUUAUGACAACAUGAAUGAGGUUGUAUACUGUGAAUUAUGUGCCAAAUACAUAUAAUGGUCCUUCAAACAUAGGAGAAUGUAUAAUUCCAUGUAGAUAUAGGUAAGUCUACUCAAGUGGUAACCACUAGCUAUUAAGUUGAUGUCUCAAGAUUUCAAAUGAAAAUAAUCAACUGAAAAACUUUGUUUUUCAAUAUUCGUUACGUUAAAAAAUGCGUGUAGGAAACAUUGAUAACGAAAAUUUACUUUUUCUCGAACACCUGCAUCGUAGCAUUUUAAAUUAUCAAAGUAUCUGAAUGAUUGUUUGCUUUUAUUAUUAGUUAGCCGAAGUUAUACAUUGUUUCGAAUAAGAAAUAACUCGAAUUCUAAGGUAAUUAAUCACAACACUUUAACAGUAAGUCGAUAUUUGUGUAUAAAAAACGUUAAUUAUGUGUGCAUGUGUUCAAAAAUACGAAACACACAUCUUGUGACUGCGAUGUAGAGAAAUUCCAGUACAAUAAAAAAAAAAAAAAAAAACUGGAUAAGUAGGUGUGUUUAAAGUAAGUCGAAAAGGUAGAUACGAAUAAUAGGUAAAAUAUUAGGUGAAAUUUGAUACCUUGAUACUUUCACACCACAUAAAGCGUGAUUUGGUACACAAGAAUUGCAUGUGACUUCAGUGAACGUGAAUCAACUUGUAGAAAUCCCAUCAAAUCUAGUAAUAAGAACAAUAAAUCCGAUGAAAAUUCA